AUGUCGGAAUAUACUCACGUCGAUACCCGACCUAUGGUCUGGGUCUCGCGCAAGAUCAUGACCAUCUUUUCAAUUCUCAUCUUUUUCGACAUUGGCAUGACGGGGGCAAAGAUCGAUUUUCCCCCUCCAGGUGUACAGAUUCAAGCUCUUGAGAUUGGCCUGGCGGCAUUUGGCCUGUUCUUCCACAUCUUGUUCGCCCUCAUCUUCCUAGACCGGGUAAAGAAGGCAAAGCAGACAAUGAACUAUGCAAGCGGCAUCCGACUAACAAAAUUUGUGUUCUACGUCGUUCUACCAUUUCUGGUAAUCGAGGUGGUUGGAUGGGCAGUCUGUCUCGGGUUCCAGAGCUUAUACGCCCCCGUUAUUAAACCUCGGAAGCUUCUUGCAUGCCAUUACCUUGGGCCAGAUUUCGUUCAGUGCGGAAUGGUUUCCUCAUCUUGGGUUGGGGCCAUUGUCUUCGUCCAUUUCGUAGUGCUCAUGCUGGUCCUUCGAGCUUACUACCGUAUGGAUCCAGUGGCUGAGCCCUCGCCCCAGUACGCAGGCGUGCCAUCGGUAGACGAUACACACUCGUCUUUGCCGCAAGAUCAAGAUGCCCCUCCAUCUUAUGAAGAGAGGGAGUCGGGCCAUCUCAUCGGCAAGUCGACCAAGACGCAGCCCCAGGCCGUGGAAAUGUCACGGAUGACGACGUUACCGGAAUAA
Fusarium falciforme is the source of this 696-nucleotide messenger RNA. RefSeq lists its product as hypothetical. The record is from RefSeq and is a predicted model, not a curated record. The transcript has 4 exons. Bases 1 to 696 code for a protein of 231 amino acids. Lineage: Eukaryota; Fungi; Ascomycota; Sordariomycetes; Hypocreales; Nectriaceae.